CGAUCCCCCCACACAUCGGACACCGGCACGCCACUGCACCCUUGCCUUGGGAGGAAGACGCGCGCCACCAUGACCCUAGCGGCCGCGGCGGAGGCGCCGGCGCCGACCCAUGCGUUCGCGAUCGCGGCAGAGGAGGUGGCAAUGGAGCCGCUGUCGACGGCGACGGCUCCGGCGGCCAUGGAGGAGGAGUCCAGUAGUAGUGGCGGCGGCGGCGGGGUAGGGGAGCGACGGUCGCGGUUCCGCCGGAUCUGCGUCUACUGCGGCAGCGCCAAGGGGAAGAAGCCCAGCUACCAGGACGCCGCCGUCGACCUCGGCAAGGAGCUGGUGGAGAGGGGCAUAGACCUGGUCUACGGGGGUGGAUCCAUCGGACUCAUGGGCCUGGUCUCGCAUGCAGUUCAUGCUGGAGGUCGCCAUGUCAUUGGGAUCAUUCCAAAAUCUCUGAUGCCCAGAGAGGUAACUGGAGAACCUGUAGGGGAAGUUAGAGCCGUUUCUGGUAUGCACGAGAGGAAGGCCGAGAUGGCUCGGUUUGCUGAUGCUUUUAUUGCUCUACCAGGUGGCUAUGGAACCUUGGAGGAGUUGCUUGAGGUCAUUACUUGGGCACAACUUGGAAUCCAUAAGAAGCCGGUUGGUCUUUUGAAUGUUGACGGAUUCUACAACCCUCUUCUAUCGUUUAUCGACUUGGCUGUUAAUGAAGGCUUCAUCACCGAGGAGGCUAGGCGCAUCAUCAUCUCCGCUCCAACAGCCAAGGAGCUAGUUAUGAAAUUGGAGGACUAUGUCCCCGAGUAUAGCAUUGGCUUGGUUUGGGAGGACCAGAACCAGAAGCAAAAUAACUUGGUCCCUGAGCUGGACUCCGGGAUCACAUCAUCCUGAUCGGUCUUCCAGCUUGCAUCUCGUAGGAUCCUAACCUCUCAGCUUGUCGAAGCGGCAAAUAUUUAUUGUUCUAACCAAAGGGUAAUGUGGGUGCGUUGAUCUCAUGUACUGGUGCUAUUGAUGAUUGUUUUGGACUUUUGGUAGCAUAACAUGGUUAGCGAGCUAAGCAGUUCAGUGCUGUAGAUCUUAUUUUGACCCUGGAAGAAAUUCAUAUAGCAGUAUAUAAUUUAUCCAACCAAAGCUAUGUCCCGUAUUGCCCUUGUGUUUUGCAUGCGUAUUCUGUAGAUAGCUAGGAGUAUCAAAUUGUGCACAAGAGGUUUGUAACGAGCUCAGCUGGGCGAUCGCAAACGCUAACAUCGUAAAAAUGCACCAGGAUCGGCAUUUGGCAAAGCCUGUUUGGCUAGCAAGGUCUUUUGACUUGUGGCCAGUCAACUUCAUGCCCAAUAUUGAUCCUUGCGAGUUGCCAGUUCGCAGAGGGCAAACUGCUUCAACUGACACAGCAAAAAUGGGUACUACCUCCCUCCCAAAAAUGUUGCUACCUAGGAUAGGAUUUGACCGUUAAAUCCCAUCCUAGAUAGUAAAAUUUUGGGACGGAGAAAGUAGUAGUUGGUUUUGUCUCACCUUAAUGUUCUGUAUUCUUAGGCCUACUGCCCUGCUGUAGCUGUAACACUCCCAGAAUUCUUUUCAGAUGUUUGAGCUACGGCCAUUAUUAAGAAAGCAAUUUCGCCAA
Messenger RNA from Oryza sativa Japonica Group (Japanese rice), 1600 nucleotides. NCBI's taxonomy places the organism in Eukaryota, Viridiplantae, Streptophyta, Magnoliopsida, Poales, Poaceae. The record is from RefSeq and is a predicted model, not a curated record.